Messenger RNA from Oncorhynchus mykiss (rainbow trout), 4038 nucleotides. RefSeq names its product protein unc-45 homolog B. Gene Ontology annotation, molecular function: Hsp90 protein binding. Gene Ontology annotation, cellular component: cytoplasm. Lineage: Eukaryota; Metazoa; Chordata; Actinopteri; Salmoniformes; Salmonidae. The record is from RefSeq and is a predicted model, not a curated record.
GGGGUGGGGUUGCACUAAUACCAAAAAAAUAGAAAGCAAAACAAUCAGGGAGUGAAGCUCAAAACUAGACACUCAAGUGAAAAUUAAAGGAGAAGAGAAGAACACACAAUCCUGAAAGAUGGGAGAGAUGGCAGAUCCAAUCCAGUUAAAAGAUGAGGGAAACAAGCAUUUCCAAGCCGGUGAGGUGGACAAGGCCAUUGAGUGCUACACAAAAGCCACCAAGUUGUGCAAAGACAAAAAGGUGCUCGCUGUCAUCUACAGGAACAGAUCAGCCUGCUUCCUGAAAAAGGAAAGCUACACCAAUGCAGCCUCUGAUGCCUCCAAAGCCAUUGACGUGGAUGCAGCAGACGUCAAAGCCCUGUUCCGGCGGUGCCAGGCUCUGGAGAAGCUGGACAAGCUGGACAUGGCCUUCAAAGACGUCCAGAGGUGUUCCACCAUCGAGCCCAAAAACAAGACCUUCCUGGAGACCCUCAGGAGGCUGGGGGCGGAGAUCCAAGCCAAGCUGAAGACAACCUUCUCCACAGACUCACGGGUCCAGAACAUGUUUGACAUUCUGCUUGAUGAGGAGAUGGACAAGGACAAGAAGGAAAAGGCUGCUAACAACCUGGUGGUUCUGGCCAGAGAAGAUGCUGGCGCAGAGAGAAUCUUCCAGAACAACGGAGUGCCUCUGCUGCUGGAUAUGCUUGAGACCGGAAAAGUAGAGAUGGUCCUGGCCGCUAUCCGUACCUUCGCGGGAAUGUGCACUGGACACAAAGCACGGACCAUGGCCAUUAUCCACCUGGUGGGCAUUGACAAGCUGUGCAGCAUCAUGGCUGUCGACAAUGAGGACAUCGCCUUGGCAACUUCCGACCUGUUCCAGUGCAUCAACGACUCCCUCACCGGAGGAGACCGGAGGAUUUAUGGGAAGGAGGAAGCCCUGGUUUUGGAUGCAAGCAAAGACUUGAAGAGCAUCCUGAUGGCCCUGCUGGAGAUGGUUGCCAGUAAGAAGGUUUCAGGACACGGCAGAGACCAGGCCCUGAACCUGCUGUGCAGGAACGUGCCUCGCAAGGACAAGAAAGACCAUGACCACUCCAAGAGCCUCUUCACCAUCGACCAUGGUCUGAAGAAAAUCCUGAAGGUGUGUGGCCAGAUACCUGACCUCCCAGACCAGCUGCCCAUGACGGAGAACACUCAGCUCAUCGCCAGCGUGUUGCUUGACAAGCUCUGGGACGACCUGCGCUGCGACCCCGAGAGAGACCACUACAGGGAAGUCUGUGACGAGUACAUCAAAGGCAAGUUUGACCCCAACGACAUGGACAGGAACAUCCACGCCAUCAACGCUCUGUCAGGCCUGCUGCAGGGGCCAUUUGAGGUUGGCAACCAGCUGGUGGGUCGCCAGGGCAUCAUGGAGAUGAUGGUGGCGCUGUGCGGCUCUGAGCGUGAGGUGGACCAGAUGGUCGCCGUGGAAGCGCUGAUCCACUCCUCGACGAAGAUGAGCCGCGCCUCCUUCAUCAUCACCAACGGCGUGUCGCUGCUCAAAGACAUCUACAAGAAGACGAAGAACGAGAAGAUCAAGAUCCGUGCGCUGGUGGGUCUGUGUAAGCUGGGCUCAGCAGGUGGAGAUGACUAUAGUAUGAGGCAGUUUGCUGAGGGCUCCACUGAGAAACUGGCCAAGCAGUGCAGGAAGUGGCUGUGUAACUCUGCCAUGGACACGAAGACCAGGAAGUGGGCUAUAGAAGGUCUGGCCUAUCUGACCCAAGACGCUGAUGUAAAGGAUGACUUUGUUGAGGACGAGCCUGCCAUGAAAGCCAUGUUUGAACUGGCCAAGUCUAAAGAUAAGACCAUCCUAUAUGCUGUGGCCUGUACCCUGGUCAACUGCACCAACAGCUAUGAGAAGAAAGAGAUCAUGCCUGAGCUGGUUCAGCUGGCCAAGUUCUCCAAGCAGCACGUCCCAGAGCAGCACCCCAAGGACAAGAAGGAUUUCAUCCAGAAGAGAGUGAAGAGGAUGCUAAAGGCAGGGGUCAUCUCAGCUCUCACUGUCAUGGUGAAAGCUGACAACCUUCUCCUGACUGACCAGACCAAAGAGAUGCUGGCAAGGGUGUUCCUUGCCUUGGCAGAUGAUGCCAAAGACCGUGGCAUGAUUUGCGCCCAUGGAGGGGGCAAGGCUCUGAUCCCAUUGGCUCUGGAGGGAUCAGCUAUAGGGAAAAUAAGGGCCUCCCACGCCCUGGCCAAGAUCGCUGCUGUGUCCAACCCAGAGAUUGCCUUCCCAGGAGAGAGGAUCUAUGAGGUGGUGCGUCCUCUGGUCAGCCUGUUGCACCCUGAGAGAGACGGGGUGCAGAACUACGAGGCACUUCUGAGUCUCACCAACUUGGCUGGUCUCAACGACAAACUGAGAGUGAAGAUCCUGAAAGAGAAGGCUCUCCCUGAGAUUGAGCAGUACAUGUUUGAAGACCAUGAUCAUAUCAGACAGGCAGCCACAGAGUGCAUGUGCAACCUGGUGACAUGCAAAGAGGUGCAGGAUCGGUACCUGGAGGAUGGGAAUGAUAGGCUGAAGCUGCUGGUGCUGAUGUGUGCUGAGGACGAUGAAAAGCUCCAGAGAGCUGCAGCCGGAGCACUGGCCAUGCUCACUGCCGCCCAGAAGAAACUGUGCACCAAGAUGACCCUGGUGACUUUGCAGUGGAUGGAGAUCCUUCAGAGGCUCAUUCUCCAUGACCAGCCCCAGAUCCAGCACAGAGGCCUGGUGAUCGUGUACAACAUACUGAACUCGGACGACAACGAGCUGGCCAAGAAGCUGAUCGAGAGCGAGAUCCUGGAGAUCCUGACAGUGAUUGGCAAAGCAAUGGACAACCCCAAGAGGCAGCUUGUGAUCGAUGUGGCACGCACCUGCCUGGUCAAGGCCAUGGACCUCGGCCUCAUCAAGCCAUUCACAACCCCUUCUUAAAGCAGUGUUUCUUAAGCUUUUUAUAGUACUACGGACUGGCUUGCAAUGGACCUACUCCCUUAAAGGCGCAACCCAAUCAACCAGAAACAAAUCACACAGAAAUAAGAACAUGUAUGACAGUUCCAUUUUAGUCCAAUGAGUGUGUAUAUUUGGUGGGUACACUUGCAAACGCCCAUACCCCUCACUGCCCACAGUCUUCCCAAAGUGUCAGGCCAACACUUGUUACAGUACAUUGGACUUACAGUUUGUGCCUUUUAAUGAAAACUGCAACGUGUGAGCUAAUUACAGUCUGCCUAACUUGCUGAUCAGAUACACCCCACAGAUUGAGGUCCAGAGACUGAAGAUUGAGAAACUCUGUGUUGAGUGUGGGCCAAUGGACAGGGAGGCCAGGAGAUGGGACUGAUGGUGCACCUGAACAGCCACCUAUCAUGAAAUCAGAGACAGUACAAAUGAAUCUCUUGAGAUAUUUUAUUUCGAAUUUUCAGAAAGAAAACACCACGUGAACGUUUAACCAUUUAUUAGAAAAGAUAACAAUGCCUGUCUUGGCAUUAGAGCUCUGUCCUGCAGGGUAGCUCACUGCCAGAGCCAAGCGUCAUAUGAAUGUUAUAAUAAAACUAUAGGCAGUGAGCACGAUACGCUAUAUCAAAUCCCCCCGAUGGAAGAAACAGAACCCACAGGUGGAGGCUGGGCUGGUGGUGGGAUAUCAGAAACAGAACCCACAGGUGGAGGCUGGGCUGGUGGUGGGAUAUCAGAAACAGAACCCACAGGUGGAGGCUGGGCUGGUGGUGGGAUAUCAGAAACAGCAAGCAUAGCGAGUAACAGCUAGUUACAGCAGCAAGAGACAUCAGCGCAUGAGAGCGUGUGACAUCCAGCAUUGGGGAAACAUGUGCAGAACUAGUGGACUUCAAUAGACCGCAUGUAAUUAAUGGGAAUCCAACUGGUGCAAUAUCCGCUGAUGCGGUGUCAGCUGAAGCCACCACACUCAUGUUUCCCUUCUGAACCGGCUACACUUUAUAUAGAUUUUUUUGUAAGUUAAAUAGAGUUUAUUUGUGUGGAUAAGAGGUCUUUGUUUAAUGUUAUUUGUAUUUUACACUUAAGGAUAAAGAUGAGAAUUUUGA